Messenger RNA from Solanum pennellii, 1717 nucleotides. Its product is annotated as F-box/WD-40 repeat-containing protein At3g52030. The coding region runs from base 83 to 1552 and encodes 489 amino acids. NCBI's taxonomy places the organism in Eukaryota, Viridiplantae, Streptophyta, Magnoliopsida, Solanales, Solanaceae. The record is from RefSeq and is a predicted model, not a curated record. Gene Ontology annotation, molecular function: protein binding. The transcript is spliced from 11 exons.
UGAAAUUACUUGGAAAAUAAAUGAAAAUACAAAAGCCUCACCUCUUCCGUCUCUGCCCACACAACCGGCGGAUAUAACGAAAAUGGACCCCAGGACAGCGGCGCCAAAACUCCGGCAGCCGUCCACGACGGCUACGGCAACCGUGAAGAACAAAAAGAAGAAGACAGCAGCAGAAGCUCUCGGCCACGACGUUCUCUGCAUCAUCUUCUCCUUUCUCGACUUAGUCCAGCUCAUUCGCUGCUCCGCCGUUUCUACUUCUUGGAGUAAAGCUGUCAACAAAUUGAAGUUGCAUCAAACAGAAUACUUCAAGCAGCAGCAUAGUGGUCCUAAUGGCCUCAUUGACGCAUCUUACUGUCAGAGAUCAUUGAGUGAACAAGCGGAGCAGCUGGCUAUGGAACAACACAGAUUGGCAUUGCAAAGGGGCCCUGCUAAUGUUAUUCAGUGGAAAGGUCAUUCAGUAGGGGUAAAUCAGUGCAGAAUGAAGAUGGGAAAAGUCCUUACCGGUGUGGGUGACAAGGUCAUGCGUCUCUGGUCGGCAGAAAGCUGCAAAUGUUUGGAUGAAUAUUUCCUUGUCGAUAAAGCCCCUUUAAUUGAUUUUGAUUUUGACGAGGGCAAGGUUGUUGGUUUGGUUGGCACCCGUAUAUGCAUCUGGAAUCGUACAGAGGCAAGAAACGUAUUUUCCUCACGUGAGAACUUAUUUACUAAGGCCCUCUGUAUGCGUUAUGUAGACCCUGAAGCUGUGAUUGGAUGUGAGGAUGGAAAGGUUCGUGUAUUUGACCUAUACAGCAGAAAGUGUACCCAAAUAAUAAAGAUGCAUCAGGGGCCUGUUUCUUGCUUAGCUUUUACUGAUGACCAAUUGCUUGUUAGUGGUUCUUCCCUUGGCACCCUUUCACUCUCAGAUCUUUCUUCUGAUCAGCGAGUUGUUCAGCUGGGAUCAACCUACUCUGCAGAUUGCAUCGCCGGAGGAGAAAGAAGCGCAGUGGUAGCGCUUCGCCUCGAAGUGCACUUUUCGCAACAAUGUCUAGGCCAUACCCUUUGGUGUUAUUUAAAUUAUGGGAAUCUGUCCAAGCUUACUAUGCUUCAUCUGAUCGGGGUCAAGACUUUGUGUUUCAAUCCUAACUCCUAUAUGGUAUUUGCUGGAUCAACUGCUGGAAAUGUGUCUUGUUGGGACCUCAGGAAUACGACGAGAACUGUAUGGGAAACAAGAGUUUCUCCAAAUGUUAUUUAUUCUAUGCAUCACCUUAGGAACGACACUUCAACAUUGGUAGUUGGUGGAAUCGACGGUGUGUUAAGAACUGUGGACCAGGUAACUGGUGAAGUAAUUUCAAGAUGCAUAAUGGAUGAUAGUACCACUGUGUUACAUCGUUCAACAGAGAGAUUUGGAAGUGUGCAAAUUGAGAGCCGGAAAGUGAAAAGGCUGUCUGAAGAUGAUCGAAUUGAUCUUAUGACAAGAACUUCCAAGCCACAAAUCACAUGUUUAGCAGUUGGGAUGGAGAAAGUUGUUACUACGCAUAAUGAUAAGUAUAUCAGAAUUUGGAAAUUCAGCAAGUGAAAAACGAUUCUCAUACACUGCCUGAUAAUUGCUGGUAUUUGUUGUUAAUUCUGGUAUAUGUAUUUCCCUAUGUAUACGUAUUUCUAAUCUGGUAGCAAAAUACAUGUAUGCAGAUUUACAUGAUUUAAAAUUUGAUGUGAAAUUAUUAAUUAGUAAGACUAUGAA